CUCUAGCACAUCUGUGAUUAGUGCUUCUGUUUGCUCACAGCCUUUCUCCUUGCUUCAGAAUCCCACUGUGGAAAACAAGUUGUAAGGGAGAGUAGAACUGUUUUGGUAGAGAUAAUGGCCAAGGAAGAAGGAAAAGAAGUAGAGCAGCAAGGCUAUGCGGCCAAGGAUUACACAGAUCCACCACCUGCUCCUUUCAUUGAUGUUGCAGAGUUCAAGCUCUGGUCUUUCUACCGUGCAAUUAUUGCAGAGUUCAUUGCAACAUUGCUGUUUUUAUACAUAACAGUUGCCACUGUAAUUGGGCACAAGAGAAACAGUGCUGACUGUGGUAGUGUUGGUCUCUUAGGCAUUGCUUGGUCCUUUGGGGGAAUGAUCUUUGUGUUGGUCUAUUGCACUGCUGGUAUCUCAGGUGGCCAUAUCAAUCCAGCAGUCACAUUUGGGCUGUUUUUGGCCAGAAAGGUGUCCUUCCCAAGGGCUGUCCUGUACAUGGUAGCCCAGUGCUUGGGUGCCAUCUGUGGUUGUGGACUGGUGAAGGCCUUCCAGAAGUCCUUCUAUGACAAAUAUGGAGGUGGAGCCAACACUGUUGCUCAUGGCUACACAAAGGGUGUAGGCUUAGGUGCUGAGAUCAUUGGUACAUUUGUGUUGGUUUACACUGUCUUCUCUGCCACAGACCCCAAGCGUAGUGCUAGGGACUCCCAUGUUCCUGUUCUGGCUCCAUUGCCAAUUGGGUUUGCUGUUUUCAUGGUGCAUUUGGCUACAAUCCCCAUCACAGGGACAGGCAUCAACCCUGCAAGGAGCUUUGGGGCAGCUGUCAUCUAUGGCCACCAACAGCCCUGGGAUGACCAGUGGAUCUUCUGGGUGGGUCCAUUUUUGGGAGCAGCAGCAGCAGCAGCAUACCAUCAGUACAUUUUGAGAGCAGCAGCCAUUAAGGCCCUGGGAUCCUUCCGUAGCAAUCCACAAAUCUAAACUUCUGUUCUGGUCCUGUUAUGAUGAUCUUCUGUAUUUGUUUCUCAGUUGUGCCAAUAAUGAUGAUGAGGAUUGCUGGCUUCUGUCUGUAAGAUUUGGUGGGUGUAUCAGUGAGAGCUUCGGUGUUAUGGAUUUUGUACAUGCCGCUGAAGCAGCAGUUAAAUUUGUGUAAAAUGAUGAUGGAUUGUGGAAGGCUUUUUGAAAUUUUAUACAGUGUAACAUUAUGUUUUUUGUGCAUUCUCCUCCAAAACCUGUUUAUUCUUCCUCUUUUUGGGCAAACUAAAUAAAAUUAUUUUCAGAGAAUGUUCGCGAUU
Messenger RNA from Cryptomeria japonica (Japanese cedar), 1277 nucleotides. Its product is annotated as probable aquaporin PIP2-8. Bases 115 to 963 code for a protein of 282 amino acids. The record is from RefSeq and is a predicted model, not a curated record. Lineage: Eukaryota; Viridiplantae; Streptophyta; Pinopsida; Cupressales; Cupressaceae. Gene Ontology annotation, biological process: transmembrane transport. Gene Ontology annotation, cellular component: plasma membrane. The transcript has 4 exons. Gene Ontology annotation, molecular function: water channel activity.